UUUAGCUCGCAGUAAAUGAGCAAGAGUGGCAAUAGAUGGCAAUUUCUUGCUGAAAAUACUGUAUGUUUAGAGAUAUACCAUUGCAAAAUAACACCAGAAAGAAGCGAGACGCAAAAAUAAUUCUCCAUUAUUUAUAUCCAGCUAGCUUCGUGUUUAACUCGAUACCAUUUUAGCCGAAUAUCGCUAGCUAGUUUAGCUUGUAAACAAUAACCGACCUCGAAAACCAACAGUUCAAGGAGCUACUUGUGCAUCCGUGUGAUAUAUGUCAAGAGAUCAAUGUUAGAAUAGUAACGUUUCACUGUACUUUUUUUAUAAACGACGCACUCAGGAAAAGUGAAACCUUUAUACGGAGUCCGGUCCGAUUUAGUCGUCGACAACGUGACGUCAUCGGUGGUACCGUGUAAUACCGGUAAUUACUGUUAUCGUUAAGUGAACUGAGCUUCAGCCAUGUCGAAGGUGGAGCGUCUGAAUGCCAGGGUCAGUAAGUUGCUGACGGCUGCGGUGCAGGAGGUACUGGAAGCCGUGAGGGAGACGGUGUCCGAGUAUCAGGAGAAAACGGCUCGCACGCAGAGGGAGAACGAGAGACUGAGGCGAAAGUUACAGGAGCUGCAGGAGCUCACGUCGAACAGACAUGCUGGCGCAGAGGAAUCCGUCAUAUGCUGUAACGCGGUGAAACGGACCAAAUCGGAUACUUUAACAAGCGGAACGGGUGACGUCACCCAGAAGGACGGCGAGUUCAAGCUGGAGACAGGAAGUGGCAAAGAUAAACCGAAUGCAAAUCCUGUCGUUUCUCAUGUUGUGCAUUCAUCGCAAUCUUGCUUUGAAGAUUCAGAGCCGAAUGUCCAGACCACUGCAUCGCAAUUCAGCAUCCAAACCAAGAUUUCGGUGUCGGACUAUGUUUCCCAUGAUGCAACUCCGCCUGAACAAACAAGGCUCAUAGCAGCAGACUUCACCCCGAGUGUGAUCAAAACCGAAGCGGAAAGUGAGGAGUAUCGCGAUUACACUUCACAAGCUUUAAUCUACCAAACAGAGCAAAUGACGACACAGAGCACAUCCUGCGCCAUUGUCCCAUUUGCACUCAAUGGCUCUUUGCAGAGACUCAUGACUGAAGACAUGGAGCAGAUCGAUGCCGUUUUAGACAGCACAGAGGCGAGAGGUGACGAGUUGUUAAACGGUUUAUCGUAUCGGAGGAGCGGGUGUGGCUUCCGAAUGCGGCGGGCGGAGAAACGCUUCUGCUGCGCACUCUGUGGCCGCACCUUCAGCCAUGCCGGAGACUUUAAAAAGCACAAGCGUGUGCACACUGGCGAGAAGCCGUACCUGUGUACGCUUUGUGGGAAACGCUUCAGCCAGUCGGGGUACCUGAAGAUCCAUCAGCGCUAUCACACGGGAGAGAAACCAUACACCUGCAACACCUGUGGAAAACGCUUCAGCCACUCUAGCAAUUACAAAAAACACCAACAGACUCAUAUCGCUCAGAGUCUGGGCGCUAAUUUACUUUAAGAGGUGUGUAUAUUUGGAGGUUUGGAGCCAGACAGUGUAUCUGACUGAAUAUAACACACACAAGACUGGAACGUAGUCAAGGUGUAUGAUCUGAUGUGUUUUUCUUUUGGAUGGUUUUCUGUCCUCUUUUUCAGAUUAUAACCUCAAUGGAAUACAUACUGACACAGUUCAUAUUUGAGUUUUGUUAUAUAUAUAUUAUACACACACACACAAUGGUGUAUUAUGAUUUUGUAAUAAAUUUUAAUUCUUUUCCUUUUGUUUUCACAACUGGCUUGUGUGUUUUUUAAGUAUUGGUUAACACCUAACACAAAUACAGGGGGUGUAGCUGUCUCUGUGACUGUUCUGACUGCUUUUAAAUAAAUAAACAAUCAAGUAAUGAAACAAA
Messenger RNA from Tachysurus vachellii, 1885 nucleotides. RefSeq names its product zinc finger protein 892-like. Bases 448 to 1500 code for a protein of 350 amino acids. The transcript has 2 exons. The record is from RefSeq and is a predicted model, not a curated record. NCBI's taxonomy places the organism in Eukaryota, Metazoa, Chordata, Actinopteri, Siluriformes, Bagridae.